AUGGACGAAAUCACGCCCGCCGACUCGGUUACGCGCCGCCAUGUGGACGCUGGCAAGCAGGCGACGGAGCUUGUGGCGGAGCUCGACGCCGAAGGGCCGCUGCCGGCAAACAACUUCGCCUUCACGCCGUCCCAGUUGCACAAGCUCUUGAAGCAGAGGAGUCUUGCGGCUCUCGACAUCUUUGGAGGGCUCCGUGGCCUUGUGCUGGGCCUUCGUACCGAUAUCGCUGCGGGCCUGAGUGUCGAUGAGGCCAAUCUCGAUGGCACGAUUACCUUUAACGAGGCCGUUACGGCUGCUCGCCAGGACCGCGUGCCUGUCCUCUCCCCCGUCGAGGUGCCUCUUGCUCGUCCAAACUUGACGUUCCAGAUAGGCGGACCGGAUCAUCAGUUCAUCGACCGGAGACGCAUCUUCGGCGCUAACCGGCUGCCCCGCCGCCGACAAAAGUCUUUCUUCAAGCUCAUGUGGAUUGCCUUCAACGACAAACUCAUGAUUCUGCUUACAAUCUCCGCCUCUAUAUCUCUAGGAAUCGGACUCUACCAGUCCCUCACGGCUGACGAGGACACAUCCAAUAUCGAAUGGGUUGACGGAGUAACGGUCGUGGCUGCUAUCAUCGUCAUCGUCCUGGCCAGCGCCGCUACCGAUUGGCAAAAGAAUCACCGCUUCGAGAAGCUUAACGAGCGACAGCAGCAACGUGAUGUGACGGUCCUUCGAUCCGGCAGGAUACAGCAAAUCUCGAUAUACGAUGUCAUGGUGGGAGAUGUCCUGCACAUCGAGGCCGGCGAAGUUGUAGCUGCCGACGGCGUGCUGAUCCAGGGCUCCAGCUUAUACAUCGAUGAGUCGUCCAUCACGGGAGAGACUCAGCUGGUCCGCAAAAUGGCCCCGGCAGAUUGCAACCGUUCUCGAACCUCCUCGGCUGAUCCCUUCAUCUUUAGUGGCACUACUGUUUGUCGUGGUGUCGGCCGCUUUCUCGUUCUUUCUAUAGGCGAAAACUCGGCCUACGGGAGGACCCUCAUGUCUUUGCGGGAGGACAUCGAGGAGACGCCUCUUCAGGCCAAGCUUGGAAGGUUGGGCAAGCAGCUCAUCAUGUUUGGUGCCACCGCAGGUGCCAUUUACUUUUUGAUCCUCUUCAUCCGAUAUCUGGUCCGAUUGCCGCAGCACAGACACGCUCGCCCAACCCAGAAGGCCGAAGCCUUUCUUCGUAUCCUUAUGCUUGCCGUUACCAUUGUCGUAAUCACCGUCCCCGAAGGCCUGGCGUUGAACGUCACCAUCGCUCUUGCGUUUGCAACUACGAGGAUGCUCAAGGACCACAAUCUCGUUCGUCUUAUUCGGUCCUGUGAGAUUAUGGGCAAUGCCACGUCCAUCUGCUCCGACAAGACGGGGACCCUGACGCAAAACAAAAUGGCCGUUGUUGCUGGCCGCGUUGGGCUCGAAAGCGGUUUUGAGGACUGUGAAAUGCCCGUCACAAGCCCGAGCUCAAGUCCUGCCUCGUCGGUGUUGAAGCUGCCCUCGGCCAGACGGUUCAUGUCGACUGUCUCUCCACAAGUGCAGAGCUUGAUCAAGGACAGCAUAUCCCUCAACUCCACCGCGUUUGAGAGAGACGACUCCGCAAGCGCCGACUUUGUGGGAUCUAGUACUGAGACAGCCCUGCUCAAAUUCGGCCGAGACCACCUAGGCAUGGGUAAACUUAGAGAAGAACGCGCCAACAGCCCCAUCGUCGCCAUGCUCCCAUUUGAUUCAGCGCGAAAAUGGAUGGCUGUUUUGAUAAAGCUUCCCAACGGCAAAUAUCGACUCCUGGUAAAAGGGGCUGCUGAAAUUGUGUUCGAGUAUUGUGCUUUCAUAGUAGCAGACCCAACCUUUCAAUUCACCACCGCUCGGCUCGAGGAAUCGGACAGGGAGAGCUUCCGCAAAACGAUCAAUGACUAUGCUGUCAAUCUUCUUCGCCCGGUUGCUAUAAGCUUCCGAGACUUUGAUGAGCACGAAGUAUUUGAACACCCAGAUGAUGACCCUGCCUCUGUUAAUUUGGAAUGGCUGGCAUCGGGCAUGGUAUUCAUCGGCUUCUUUGGGAUCCGCGAUCCACUACGACCAGAAGUGGUUGAUUCCGUACGCAAGUGUCAAGAUGCCGGCGUCUUUGUGCGCAUGGUUACUGGCGACAAUUUUCUUACGGCCAAGGCUGUUGCCGCGGAAUGUGGCAUAUACACUCCUGGCGGCGUUGCCAUGGACGGGCAAACAUUCAGAAAGCUGACGCCGUCACAACGUGAUGCCAUCAUCCCUCGCUUGCAGGUUUUGGCAAGAUCCAGUCCUGAAGACAAACUGUUACUCGUCACACGCUUGAGAGAGAUGAAGGAGACGGUGGCUGUCACUGGUGAUGGAACAAACGAUGCGCUUGCUCUGAAGGCCGCAGAUGUUGGCUUUGCCAUGGGAAUGCAGGGCACUGAAGUUGCUAAAGAAGCUGCUUCCAUCAUUUUGCUUGACGACAACUUUGCAUCCAUUGUAAAGGCCCUGAGUUGGGGCCGCACAGUGAAUGAUGCCGUCAAGAAAUUCAUCCAGUUCCAAUUUACCAUCAACGUUACGGCAGGCAUCACAACAAUCAUCUCUGAACUUGUGGGUGAUUCCAUUUUCACCGUCGUGCAAUUGCUUUGGAUCAACCUUAUCAUGGACAUUUUCGCAUCUCUUGCAUUUGCUACCGAUCAUCCUUCGCCAGAUUUCUUGAUGCGGAAACCCGAGCCUCGAAAUGCAGCCAUUGUGACCAUUACCAUGUGGAAGAUGAUUGUCGGACAGUCCAUUUACCAGCUUUUGGUCGUCUUUUUGGUACAUUAUGUCGGCUGGGAUAUAUUCAAUCCUGGAACUAAGCACGAAAUUGACAAGUUGCAAACGCUAGUGUUCAACAUUUACGUCUGGAUGCAGUUUUUCAACCAGCACAACUGUCGAAGAGUGGAUAAUAAGCUCGAUAUUUGGUACCAGGGAAUUCUAAAGAAUCCUUGGUUUAUUGGCGUACAGCUUUUGACGAUUCUUGGUCAGUUCCUCAUCAUCUUCAAAGGAGGCGAAGCUUUCGACACGAAGCCGUUGACGGGAGCUCAGUGGGGAUGGAGUCUCCUGUUUGGCAGCUUGACCAUCCCGCUCGGUGCCCUGAUCCGCCAAGUACCUGAUGAAUUGGUGGCAGAUGUUUUUCUCGGCUUGAAGAAGCUCUUCCUUUUCAUCACGACCCCCUUUCGAAGUGGCUGGGCCAGGAUUUCGCGGAAAAAGAAGACCCAGCUGGGAGAUGACUCCCAUCAAGAGCUUGGAGUUAUUGAGAACUCGACUGUUCCCGCCAGUUCACCAGCUGCAAACUCCUCAUUUGGCGGGUCUGAUCAAAUCACUGCAGAUGUUAAGACACGCCCUGUGAACAACAACAAUAGCAUAGCUGAAAGCUCCGCAAUGGGUUCCAUGGGCUCCAUAUCUGAAAAGAUCGAGCUCGACCUGCAAGCGUUGAUCAAUGCCGCCAAGAUAGGCCAGCUCGCCGACAAGGAGAUGUUCGAGAUCCAUCCCCGCACGCUGAAAAACGAUCCGAUCACAGUACCGCGCUCAAACUCGGAAAUACCGCCUAGCCAGGACCCCCAGCCAACCGGCUCGCAGGCCCACGGUCCCAUCUCGGGUUACUUGGGUCGAGCCGAGGCGACCAGACCCUGCCCGAACAAGGCAACGGCAAAAUCGACGGGAUUGGUUUUCCAUCGAGGGAUGGCUGAGGUCAAGGAGGCGAUAGAGUAG
This is a messenger RNA of Trichoderma aggressivum f. europaeum, 3744 nucleotides long. RefSeq lists its product as uncharacterized. The coding region runs from base 1 to 3744 and encodes 1247 amino acids. NCBI's taxonomy places the organism in Eukaryota, Fungi, Ascomycota, Sordariomycetes, Hypocreales, Hypocreaceae. Gene Ontology annotation, biological process: calcium ion transmembrane transport; intracellular calcium ion homeostasis. Gene Ontology annotation, cellular component: intracellular membrane-bounded organelle; plasma membrane. The transcript is spliced from 3 exons. The record is from RefSeq and is a predicted model, not a curated record. Gene Ontology annotation, molecular function: ATP binding; ATP hydrolysis activity; P-type calcium transporter activity.